AUGCCGUCGUUACUACUGUCUUGGUUUUUAUUCCAUGCUCUCAUACUAGCCUUCGUCGCUGGCUACAAGAUUGACCAAUCGUGCGAAGACAAGGGCAUUACGCAAGACAUUCGUGAUGCUAUGACUUCGGCUAUCGAGAAGGCUGCCGGAGCAUACGAUACCCUGACAUCUUCACUAAGCGACGAUGCACUCGAACUUCUGGGUUUCCUGUUCGCGAAAGAUGGUGUGAGUCCGGCCGAACUCAUGGACAAGGGCAGUUUCGGCAAGACCAUAGGGGUUUUGCAAAACAUCAAUGCAAACAUGUGGAAGGAAGUGACUGGUACCGCCGAGGUACUUCCUGAAGACGUGGUCAUCUUUUGCCAUUAUGAUCGCUGGAAACCGGUGGAAGGAGAGAAGGACCUUUAUCGAGAUUCUACAAAUGGUGUGCGACUAAAGUUCCGUGAGCAAGCAUGUAGAGGUAAUACGGUCCUCGACAAGAUUGCCCUGGCAGUGACCUUCAACCCGGAAACAGAGGUUGUCUGGAAGAACGGAAGGCCCAUCGCCGGUACCGGUAUGCAACCUGCCCAGAUUCAGCUAUGUACUUGGUUCGUCGAUUGGAUCAAGCAGAAGAAGUUCAAGCUUUCUGGUGACGUUCAAAAGAGAACGAAGAUUGGGAGGGCGGUGAUCAACGCGGCCGAAUGGAGACAAUUCGGUCUCAGACAGAUUGAUGCAUUUUCACUUCUGGAUAAGGUUCUCUUGCACGAGAUGACGCACGCCCGGGGUGCCUACAUCGAAUACAAAGAUGGCGAAAUAGAAGCUGAGGGCCUCAUAGAUGUUACAUCUCCCGAACGCUUGCUCGGUAUCUGGAAGUGGCCAGCGUAUGGAUGGAAGGGAGCAACGGCGCUCGCACGGCAAGGCGAUGGCCUUGGUGAAUACGCCGCACCAGACAACAACGCUGACACUAUAGCCCUUUUCGCGAGCGGGUGUUCACUGCUCAAGGACCAAAAGAAGAUCGAUGCCAAAGGACGGAUAGUACCGAUGCAGGAGGUACCGUCGUGA
Molecule: messenger RNA, 1038 nt
Organism: Alternaria infectoria
Lineage: Eukaryota; Fungi; Ascomycota; Dothideomycetes; Pleosporales; Pleosporaceae
Exons: 5
Coding region: 1-1038 (345 amino acids)
Molecular function (GO): metallopeptidase activity
Source: RefSeq, a predicted model, not a curated record